Molecule: messenger RNA, 921 nt
Organism: Entrophospora candida
Lineage: Eukaryota; Fungi; Glomeromycota; Glomeromycetes; Entrophosporales; Entrophosporaceae
Source: the annotation of a GenBank genome assembly
AUGAAGAAUGAAGAUUAUGAUGCUUCCUCAUUGGAUUAUACCAAAGAUAUAAUUUUUGGUUGUUUUCCUCGUGGCUCUUUGGAUAUACAUUUGGAAUGGGUCAAAGAAAAGUUGCAAGGUGAAAGUAACCUUGAAUCACUUCAAAAGGUUGCCAAAAAUGGAUACAAGUUGUAUUGCAAAUCAAAACCCAUAGCUGCCUCAGAAAGUUAUAAAAGAACUAAGGAGCUUGUUGAAAAAAUGGUUUUCACUGAAGUUCAUCCUCUUUUUGUUGAUAAAGUUGAUCCAAAUGAAAAAGAAUGUCAGAAUCUUAUUAAAAAAAUAUCAAACUUUCGUCCACAUGAGACUAUAUUUGAAAUGGGAAGUCGAGGAAAUAAACAAUCUAUGGGUGCUCAAAUUAUGAAGAAACGUCAUGAUGCUUCUUCAAAAAGAAAAUCUGAUGAAUUUGAUAUUAAGAAGGAAGAAGAAAAUAAUAAUAAUUCAAAAACAUCAAAGCGGAAGGCUAACAGUGAUGUUGAUAAAAAAUCAAAGAAAUCAAAAAUUGACAAUUAUCGCGAUGAAGAACAUUAUAUAUCACAUUAUCAAAAAGAUGCAAACACAGAAAAAGGUUAUUCAGUGAACCAGGGUGCAUUAUUUAUUGAGGAAGCACAAAGAGCCAUGUUAGAUCAACAGAAUGAUGAACAUGUUCCUGAAUUAAACAAAAGAAAGGUUUUAACAUGGAACAGUAAAAAGAAAACAUUUUUACGAGGUGGUGGUAUUGGAUCUGACAAUAAAAAAUUAAUCAAAACUGAAAGUGGUGUAAAGUUACCUGCUACUUAUAAAAGUGGAAGGUUAGUUAUUCCAGUUAUUCCAAUUGUUGUAAAUGGCACUAGUGAAACUGGGUCAGGUUAUAGUACUAAUUAUAAUCCAAAUGAUCAAAUGUGA